UCGUGUUGUGUUAGGACGUCCGAAUGAAGAAAUCAUUUUUGUAAUUUAUAAAAACUACAGAAAACCCAAUGCCACUCACGGAUGAUAUAUGAUAAACAACCAAUUGUUUCGUACAAAAUUGCUUAAACUAUCUGUUAAGAUGAUGCUUGUUUCUUAAAAGUUGAUGAAUUCACGUGGGUUAUGCAAAUUUCGAAUUUUCUCUGCUUUCAACACAUUAAUCUGUAACAAGAGCAUCUUUACGGAGGCAUUAGGCUUUUGUUGCCUAAUCCAGUGACUGCCAAGGUUUUGUCACAAAGAAUCAUGAAUGAGGAGGAGAAAUUCAAAGAGGAUGUCCCAACAUCAGGGAGACGCCGAGGGGGAAUUCAUCGCUGGAAAGCUGGCACGAGGCUCCCAGAGGGAGCAGUUAUUAUGAGACCAGAUCAAAUUAAAAGGAUAAUUCAGAGGGAGAUAUCGGCAUAUCCUAGCUUACGAGAGACUUUCCUGUUGCGUCAUGAGCCACACAUUGCCAAUGGAGCUUCUGCUAUCACGUCUUCUUACCUCGCUAGCGGAAUUUAUCAUGCAUUCACCUCAAGCAGGAAGAUGCCCCCAGGAUUUUUGUUUCUAAGCUUAUUUACUUCUUGUAUCCCUACUUUUGUUCUACAGAAUGUAGCAGUUAAGGACCAAAUUCUCACUGGCUCCGGCUCCAGAAUGCUCACACAAACAGCCAGCAGCAUUGGCAUACAGACAUUUUUCGGUGUAAUCUAUCCGUGUCUCAUGGUCAGUUAUAAAGUGUUUACCUCAGAGUUUAACUCUUAUGCACAGAAAGGAAAUAUAAGCUGGUUCCCUAAGACUUUACUGGAAAAUAAGAAGCUUGUGAUCAUGUUUUGUGGCUGUUUGGCUGGACAGGCUCUGUUAGGAGCAACACUGCCGUAUUUCACCAGACAGCAGUACAACUCUUUUGUGACUAAAGUGUUUGGCAGCAGCUGAUACACUCCAGCAGUAGGAUUAGGCACUUGUAUUAUAUGUCAUUUUCAGUUUGGAAUGAAAAAUAAAU
Messenger RNA from Saccostrea echinata, 1033 nucleotides. RefSeq lists its product as uncharacterized. Bases 301 to 966 code for a protein of 221 amino acids. NCBI's taxonomy places the organism in Eukaryota, Metazoa, Mollusca, Bivalvia, Ostreida, Ostreidae. The transcript is spliced from 3 exons. The record is from RefSeq and is a predicted model, not a curated record.